This is a messenger RNA of Tetranychus urticae (two-spotted spider mite), 3875 nucleotides long. RefSeq lists its product as uncharacterized. The record is from RefSeq and is a predicted model, not a curated record. Lineage: Eukaryota; Metazoa; Arthropoda; Arachnida; Trombidiformes; Tetranychidae. Gene Ontology annotation, molecular function: carbohydrate binding.
UGUUUCUUGGUCUCUCUCUUACUGCAUUACACUUUGGUCUCACCAGUUAAACUUUAAAGCUGUUCAGUGUUACACUGUUUGGGAUAACUUUUCUUGAUGUUGAUGUGCAAAUGAAAUGGUCAAGUUACCACAAUGAUUUUACCAAUGGAUUGGUUAUGUGUUCAUUUGUCCAGAUUAAGGAUCAUCUUUAUUUUAUUGUGUUCAAUUGUUGAUCAUGUUGUGCUUAUUACCGUGGAAACAUCUCAACACUCAUCACCUUCACCAACACACUCACCAUCAUCAUCACCAUCAGUAUCUUCAUCAUUUUUCAAAUCGACUCACAAUAUUAGUUCAAAUAGUGUUGUUAAUAAUAAUAUUGCCAGGUAUAAAACUGUUUAUGCUUGUGAGGAUAAAAUAUUGGAGAUCAAGUGUGAUGAAGGUUACCUGAUACACCUUAUAAGGGCCAAUUAUGGACGAUACAGCAUCUCAAUUUGUAAUAGCCAUGGUAAUCUUGACUGGAAAGUUGAUUGUACUUCACCUCAUUCCUAUGAAGUUAUCUCUAAAAGAUGCCAUUCAAUGCGAGAAUGCAAUAUUACUGUAUCGAGCACUAUUUUUGAAGAUCAUUGCCCAGGAACUUAUAAGUACCUCGAAGUGCAAUACGAUUGUUUACCAAAGGUUAUCCAUCAACAUUUAGAAUCAGUAGUUGACGGUAAACCCUGGUUAUCAUCAAAAGCCAAACCUGGUAGCUUCUCAUCUCAAGACGAUGAUCAUGGACAUGAAUUGUCGUCGACUUCUCGUCCGCCCAUAAUAGUGCCAAUAACAAGUACUACUCGAACUAGUAGUACUUUACCUCCAGUUCAGUCUGGUGGCUCAAUAAAUUUACGUACAUUUACAUCAACCAUGUUUCCACCUUCAUGGAAAUCAAGUGAUAUCUCAUCAACAACCCGAUCAUCAUCAUCUACUCAUUGGAAUGGCGAAACAGGCAACAUGAAUAAUCCAGUAACCAUAUCAACCUCAGCACCUUGGAGGCCACCAAAAGUAUCAAUAAUCACUGGUAAAACGUUGCCCUCAACAACACCAAUGCCGAGUGUUUACAAGACGUUGCAUCAACUCUCAUCGGGAACAAGUUCAACCUCAAGUACAAGCACAACCACAACAUUGGCUCCUCCAUAUGAGAGGUCCGAUAAUCUACAGGGUAUUGGAAUCAAUGGCGAUGCCAAUAGUAAUUUUAAUUUAAAUAGCAAUGGCAAGAGAACGACGACUCUUCCACCUUGGUUGAAAGCUCGACUUCCAUCGACUACACUUUCAACACUGGAUGAACAUUCAAUCCAUGAUACACUUGAUUCGGUCGACAAUAACUAUUCAGGUUAUCCUGGAUCGAUUUGGAGUUUUGCAUCCAAUACUCAUUACUCAACAAAUGGUUCCUCCUUGUCAUCCAAAUCACCUUCACUCUUCUCAAGUUUACCUGAAAACUCGAGUCGAACCAAUCGUGCCCAAACAACCAAUUUGCUAGUUAUUGUAUCGAUAUCAUCACUCAUUGCCAUUAUCAUUUACAGCAUAACACUUGUACUGUUGAUCAUUUCAAGGAUAACAAAUCACCGUCAAAUUGUUUACAAAAACAUCUGCUUCAUAUUGAUAUUGUCAAGUGUCAUUCUGUGCAUUAUCAGCUUUCAGCCAUGGACUGAAUCAUCGUCACCCUUAUGCAACACUGUUGGCAUUUUACUUCACUUUUUACUUCAGGCUAUUUUCAAUGUAAUUUUAAUUGAUUCCAUUCGAGUAUAUUGGUGCUCAUCUUCAUCUUCACCAACCUUACCCACAGCCACAACCAAUUCAUCAUCAUCAUCAUCCACCUCUUCAGCAACCUCAUCAACAUCCUUUUCCUCAUCAUCACCCUCAGCCACCUCAUCAGCCUCUUCAUCAUCAACAACCGCCUUUUCAUCUCACCUCGACUGUGAUAAAAUGGAAUCACCUUUGUCCACUCUCUCAACCACCGGCAACAUUGUCAAUCCUUUGAACAACCCGGCGACCAACAGCAACACCACCAAUGCCGCUGCCAAUAAGCCCACCUUUUCAUCUUCCCUUAGUUUAAUCUCAAAAAAUUCUAUAACUCUUUACCUUCUUACCUAUGGUCUACCCAUAGUAACCAUAGGCAUUAGUUUUCUUAUAGAACCAACAUUAAUCUAUCGCGGUCUGACACCGGGUUCAACUGGUUCAACAACGCACAGCUUACUAAUGACUUAUUGUUGGUUUACAUCAUCAACAACACCCUCAUCCAUCUUGUUUCAAACCUCACUCUGGGUCUUUUUGCCCACCUUUUUAUCAAUCUUUUUCACUGCCCUUCUCGUCUUGUUGACAAUCUAUGGUAAAAUGAGUCCAAGUUCAACACCUUCAACCAACCCUUCAGGUCAGGAUGCUUCAAUGGGCAACACUCAGUCAACUGGGUUACCCAUUUAUGGAAGCAAUCCGAGCCAUUAUCACACCAACCAAGGCAGUCUAAUUGACUACAAGACUGGAAUCAAUGUCACCGAUUCAUCAGGAAUUGCCAUUAUUCAACAAUCGGGUUACACCAAUAAUGCUCAACAAAAUCAACAGCAAAAUAAUCGACAUCAUUCACUUCGCCAUUCUCACCACAAUGGUCACCAUAAUUCUCAACCUUCUCAUCAUCACCAUCACCAUCAUCAUCAUCAUCGUUCACAUCAUCGUCAAUUGGAACACAAUUGGCAGCCAACACUUUAUUUAUUAUUACUUGAAUGUUGCUUCUGGUUAAUGUUCAACAUUUACCUGACUUCACCAGCAACCAAUGUCAUUGCAACCAUCAUUUUUAGCCUUUUAAAUGUAUCAAAUGCUGCCGGCGUUUGUACAAUUACUUUUAUCCGUAAUCGCCGCGCUCGUCACAAUGUCCGUAAAUGGCUUUUAAUAAACAAAUAUGUUCCAAAUUGUUUUAAAUUUGGUUCAACGGCCAACAUUGAGCCUUCCUCAAUGAGUCCACUCUCAACGGUCAAUGGUCUAACCAAUUCAGGUUCAACAGCAACUCCAAUGACUGCUUGCUUCUAUUCACUCGAUCCAUCCCAUCUCAUGUCACCACCAAGUCCAAUAAUUAAAUUAACUUCAUCCCUAUCAAAUUGCUCAUCAUCUCGUCUUCACACAUUAAAUGUUAAUAACAAUAUCAAUCAUCUUCACACACAUCAACAUACAACAACCUUAAACCCUCAUCAAUACCAACAACAGCAACAAUCACAAUUUUCCCGUUCAAUGAAUGAUGGAUCAAAUAACGUGUUACGAGCUUCUCAAGAAACAUUAUCUCUUCACCAUGCAAACUUGACUCUUGCCAGUGGAAGACCAACAAGUGGACUAAACAAUGGUCAAGUGGGUGCACCUGGACGACAAUUAGUGCCCGAAGUUAGUCCAUAUGCACCACCAGUUCCAAUAUAUUUGCAUGAAUACGAAGACAUCUCAUCUAAUCUAGCCACAGAUAGUUACUCAUUCAUUGGACAACCCAGAGUUGGACCAACAAACUCGUAUUACUAUCAUACCACAAGAUCGCCAAUCUAUUACUCAGAUAGGAAGCAAGUUUCACUUGACCAAUCCUAACCUUGGCCUGUUAGCCGACAAGACUGGACAACCAUGAAGACGUCAAAGACGAUGAAAGCCAACAUUUCAAUGAAGUUUAUUACAAAAGAUGAAAGACAAUUCCAUUACUGGAGUUGAUAUUUUUGCUAUUAAUUAUUGAUAAAAAAUUUAAGCAAUUGAAAAAUACUUGUGAAAAUUGAGUGGACAAAUGCCCAUGAAAAGUGUAAAAUAAAAACCUAGUCGUUCAUUUUUUUGAUUUACUGGAAAAAAACAAUUCUGAUACAAAAAAAGACAAAAUAAACAAAUUUUUGCCCUCAAAGUUUCUA